AUGCCUAGCUCUACGGGUCAAUACGGGCUGCCGUUUGUCGAGGUGGCCCAGGAAGUGCACUUGCAAAUUGGUUCAAGCCGGAACGGAGCUUUCCACCUUUCACGCCAAUGUGGAUGCUGCCCAUCCUUCGCGCCGAUACCACGGCUGGGUCAACACAACGCCAAACCCCCCAUUUUCAACGCUUCUUCGACCAGCUCGCUGCCCAGCCCGCUUUCGCCUGCUAUCACCAUUUGCCGCCUCCACCUCACCCACGCUUCCUGCAACGACAUCACGGGCCUCUACUAUGCACUUGGCAGCCUCUUUGACGAUCGCUCCCAGCUCAAAGACCUCUGGGGCUUGACCCAUGAAAAACCCCAAACGGCGUGUGUGUCAAAUAGCGAGAAAUGA
Molecule: messenger RNA, 387 nt
Organism: Monosiga brevicollis MX1
Lineage: Eukaryota; Choanoflagellata; Craspedida; Salpingoecidae
Exons: 2
Coding region: 1-387 (128 amino acids)
Source: RefSeq, a predicted model, not a curated record